AUGGGAAUUGCAGGGCUACUUCCACAGCUCAAGUGCAUACAACAGCCAGUGACCUUACAUCGGUACCGUUCGCAAGCGCUCGCGAUCGAUGGUUACGCGUGGCUACACAGAUCUGCGCACUCGUGCGCGACAGAACUCGGAAUGGGGCAGCCUACUGAAAAGUACCUGCAGUUCUUCGUCAAACGUCUAACAAUACUCCGGGAUCAGUACGACAUUGAGCCGUACCUUGUCUUUGACGGGGCUGGAAUCAAGGUCAAAGCCGGCACGGAAGCCAAGCGACACGAAAAACGCGCCGAGAGUCGUGCACGAGCAAUCGAUUUAUGGGAGAAAGGAGAACGACGUAAGAGCUUCGAGUACUUUCAGAAGUGCGUCGAUAUCACGCCUGAGAUGACCAAGGUAAUUAUAGACUACUGUAUCGGAGCGGGGUUUAAGUACGUGGUUGCACCCUACGAGGCAGAUCCACAGCUCGUGUAUCUCGAAAAAAGUGGGCUAGUACAGGGGAUUAUCAGUGAAGACUCAGACCUACUUGUCUUUGGAUGCCGACGGUUGAUCACGAAACUCAACGACUAUGGAGAAGGUUUCGAGAUUUGUAGAGAUGACUUCGUGCACCUGCCGGACAAAUUCCCGCUGAACAGCCUGGGCGAAAGCGGUCUUAGAACAAUGGUCUGCCUAGCUGGAUGUGACUAUACAAAAGGUAUUCCACAAGUCGGGUUGCUGACAGCGGUGAAGCUUGUAGUCAAACAUAAGACAAUGGACCAGAUACUCCUGACCAUCAAACGUGAAGGCAAGUGGAAAGUACCAGCGGAAUUUUUGGAUGAGUACCGUUUUGCUGAUCUGGCGUUCCAGUUCCAGCGUGUCUACUGUCCGCUAAAAAAUCAGCUCACCACCCUAAACGAAGUUCCUAGUACCCUGCGGGAAGAUCCUAUUCUAUAUGAAUGUAUCGGACAUGCGGUGCAUAAAAUAACAGGUGAAAGGUGUGUAAUUUCAGAUGAUAUGAUGAUUGACCACGAAAUUCAUACACGCAUCGCCAUCGGUCAGCUAAAUCCGUGCAACCACAAGCAAGCUCUUAUUAAUAGGGAACGACAGUUAGGCGUAGACAAAGGUGUAGUGCAUCUGACAGUUUCUUCGGUCCCCUGUACGUCUGCUCCAACUCGCCCGGUGUCCACCUCCUGGAAAAUCAAACAGACAACUGUUGAACCUGGGCCGCCAGUACGCACGUCUGCAGGCACCAGUCUAGGUGUCAUGGAUCGUAUUGAAAGAAUAGUACAAAAAAGGAAACUGGCUGACAGUCACGAAGGGCAGCUAAAUGAAAGUACUUUCUUCGUAAGACGGCAAUCUGCUGGCGGGUCACAACAAAAACCAGUGAAUGCUGCUUACAGGUCCUCUGACGAUACUCGAAGUACCCAGAAGAGCCUCCCUAGCAGUCAAACUUUGGCUUUGCCCAUGACACCAGCCGACUCAGUUGAUGCAGGUGUAAUUAUGAGUUGUUUUGCUAAAACACCAGAGAAAGAAAAUGUGUCACCGGUUCUAGAUGGAAUUGGCUCUACUGGGCAGGAGCACACUGAGGCAGAUGAAAUAACAGAAGUUUUGGACGAGCUAGAUGAUUCAUCUAAUAAUCUACAGGAAUCCUCUUCGCCUCUGCAACAAUUGACCUUGACAAAGGCUUUGGCUGCGAAAUUUAUUUAUAGGUCAGAAACUUCGUUUGAAAAACGUCAGCGACUUCCCCUCACCAACUGCGAUGCCAAUGAUAGAUUUAUUGAUACUAAGAAACUUGUCAUCGGCAAGUUAAACAAGCGAAUGAUGGUGAGCUCGAAAGAUACUGCUAGUUUGUGUAUUGCACAAGAAAAGCCCUCCCUGGUCAGUAAACAAACCACAACUAACUCUCGGCGCCAAAGUUCAGGUAGCAGACACAAGGUCAGUUCUGGUACCAGACAACUAUCACUCAGUAACUUCCUCUAUAAGGGUUGA
Molecule: messenger RNA, 1968 nt
Organism: Eremothecium gossypii ATCC 10895
Lineage: Eukaryota; Fungi; Ascomycota; Saccharomycetes; Saccharomycetales; Saccharomycetaceae
Product: exonuclease 1 family protein
Exons: 1
Coding region: 1-1968 (655 amino acids)
Biological process (GO): DNA double-strand break processing; mismatch repair; DNA recombination
Cellular component (GO): nucleus
Molecular function (GO): 5'-3' DNA exonuclease activity; DNA binding; 5'-flap endonuclease activity
Source: RefSeq, marked provisional